UCAAGGAGGGCAAAGCGUGUUGCUGCAGGUAGAAGUCGUGAUCCUGUGGCGGCUCGCGGGAGGAGGAGGCGAGGCCCUUGCAUGAAGGAGGGCGAGAAGGAACCUGGCGCCAGGCGCAGGCCGAUCUGAUGUCAUGGCGGGAUCUUGCCAGACGCCCACGGGCGCUAAGGCUGUUGUCGCACGGGGAAUCCUCAUCGCCUGGCUACACGGCUUCGUGACCACAGUCUCUGCCGUGAAGCUGGUCAACGUGGACAUCCCGUCCCCGACCACGCUAGGCGAGACGGUGGGCCUGAGCUGCAUCUACGAGCUCAAUGGCGAUCGACUCUACUCCGUCAAGUGGUACAAAAACGACGUCGAGUUCUACCGCUUCGUGCCGAAUGACUGGCCGCCGGGACAGUUCCUGCCUCUGCCAGGCGUUGACGUGGACUUGGCACGAUCGGGGCGGACGUCGGUGUAUCUGCGUAACGUGAAUCUACACAGCGCCGGUACAUACCGGUGCGAGGUGUCUGCGGAGGCUCCUUCCUUCGACACUGUCGGCGGCCAGAAGGACAUGGCCGUGCUAGUACUUCCGACCGAGGGCCCGCGCAUCACGGGCGGCCAGGCGCAGUACCGCAUCGGCGACACCGUGAGCGUCAACUGCACCUCGGCCAAGUCCAAGCCCGCCGCCACGCUGCGCUGGUACGUGAACGACGUGGCCGUGGCCGGCGCCGACGGCACCACCGAGUACUCGACCACGCUGCACGCCGACGGCCUGGAGACGGCCUCGCUCGGCCUGCGCUUCGUGCUCACCGAGGACCACUUCCGGGGCGGCAACAUGAAGCUCAAGUGCACCGCCACCAUCUCGCGAGUCUACACCAUGAGCAACGAGGAGCUCGUGUUCGGCUCUUCUUCCGCGGGAGGAGGCCGCCACCAGAAGUCAGGACUCCAUAUCAGCGAGAACACGAGCCGAGGCAAGAAGGGCCACGUGCUGUGGUGCCCUUCCACCCUCUGUGAUGGAGGACAACCUGCCCCCGGGCUUUCCCCGGGCUACACCUUGAGCGGCAACACCAGCCACUCCAGGGCCUACGACCUUCUUGUGAAGAAGGCAGCAGACCUCGUGCGACAGGAGGAGGCACAACGGGCCAGCCCACCUCGCCUCUCAGCCACCACCACCACAGCAAAAUGCCGCACGAGGAAACUGAGAGAUGCCACUGCCACCAGCCUCCCCCUCAAGGAAGAAGCCCCGAGCUACUGUACCCAGAGCACUCCCAGACGUACUCGAAGGGCGACGAGAACCUCGGACUUCCCGCGGCGCAUACCACGGGCGAAAACAGGCAAGGCAGAGAACGGCACAAACCUCCCUGCUUCCAUCGAAGUUCCCCUUCAAUACGAGGCAACACAGCAGGCGGCCGCCGCCAUUUUCUCGCCGCAAACAUCGUCUGCCACCGCCGUUGAAGGAGCCCCCGCCAAAUGCAACCAAGGAGAGACGGAGCUGGAGCAAAACCUGUCUUCCCUCCCUCGCCAAGGGAGCUACGGGAGCAGCAGUCACGAGUUCGCCCUCUCCCUCCUCGUGCUCGCACAUCACCCUGGCGUCCUCCUCUCCCGCCAUCUCCACCGCGGAGAGCAGCCCGACCGGUUCCCUACCUGGCCCCUCCGCAGCGUAGUGUGA
Rhipicephalus sanguineus (brown dog tick) is the source of this 1648-nucleotide messenger RNA. RefSeq lists its product as uncharacterized. Bases 134 to 1648 code for a protein of 504 amino acids. The transcript has 6 exons. The record is from RefSeq and is a predicted model, not a curated record. NCBI's taxonomy places the organism in Eukaryota, Metazoa, Arthropoda, Arachnida, Ixodida, Ixodidae.